This is a messenger RNA of Ruditapes philippinarum (Manila clam), 2526 nucleotides long. RefSeq lists its product as uncharacterized. The coding region runs from base 162 to 2498 and encodes 778 amino acids. Lineage: Eukaryota; Metazoa; Mollusca; Bivalvia; Venerida; Veneridae. The transcript has 2 exons. The record is from RefSeq and is a predicted model, not a curated record.
CUUUUUUAUCGCACCAAAAGUACUGGUAUUUAAUCAGAUCGUUACUGAUUGACCUUUAGUCUGUUAGACCACUGUAAAAAAGCAGACCGGAAACAGUCGGAAUGCGAGAUAUACUGUAAAUCAAUCUUGGGAAUGUAAGGAAUAUAAUAGCAACGACAGACAUGUUUACAAUUGUAAAUUAUCCUCAAGUUCAUUAUCAUCGGAGGGACGCCUCGGAGCCUCGUCCUGAGAUUAUCAACCAUCGGAAUGAUCCAGACAGUAAAAGAUGGUCCGAGAAGUUGCGGAAUGAAGAGACAACUUAUAAACAUCUGAAACAGCACCGCGAUGAACUUCUAGAAUCAGAGAUAAGAUAUAAAAAGACCAUUAAACAAUUGGAGAAAGAAAAGGCAGAGCUUAUCAAAAUUUAUGAACCUACAUAUGAUGAAAAUAAAGUACUGAAAAGUAUUAUAGAGCACGGACCGGAUGCUGUUAAGAUGAAAAAGUUACGUAAGGCCAGGAAAGAGUUGGGUGAAGAAGUAGAUACACUAAAAGAUGAAAAUAAAAGGUUAACAGAGCAAAUGCAAGAGCUGAUAAAGAAAAAUGAACCCAUGAGAGAUAACUUAUUAGAAAAGAAUUGGCACGAUGUCCUUUCCGAAAGUAAGAAAACGAAAGAAAAUGAAACUGUAGUCGCACAGGGACCUUUUCCCGCAAAAGAUAAUGAAAAGGGUAAGAAAGUCCCGGAAAAGAAAAAUAUGAAGGAAGACGACGAGUAUGAUUUACAAUUAGAUACUGUCGAAAAAGAAAUUCAGAUAUUGUUAAACAAUGUGAAAUAUAUAAAGAAACAGAAAGAAAAACUGGAUUAUGCUAUCUUGAUGAGUAAAGGUGCGAUCGUCAGAAACUCUGUUCUAGAGAAAGCAAUAUAUGACAAACUAGAUGAAGAUUUAACAAAAUUUAAAACCGAAUUGGAUAUUGCGAAAAGUAAACACGAUGAUAUAAAGGAACAAAUUGAACAAAAAGAGGAAGAUAAGGCCAAACUUAAAACAGAUCCUGUAAUUAAUUCUGAUAAUAAAACAGGAAGUGAAAAAACGAUGGUUUUAGAUCAACCUGAAACGUACACAACAAGAGAAACACAAACGGAAACUUUAACUGAACAGAAACCUGUUGAAACAGACCAACAUAAAGUAAAGAAAAAGCGAACAAUAAAAUCAAAUUCAAAUAUUGCUGUACAGACCGAUUUCCCAAACGUUUUAGAUUUAAAGAGCAUAAACCAAGAAGCUAUGAAAUAUAUAGAACAGUAUGAAAUCAAGAAAUCCAAAAUACAUGAAGCUAAAUUUAGUAUGUCAGAGAAAGUGUCUUCAACUCAAACGCGUAAAAACUAUGCAAAGAAAUUGGUAGUUAGGCGACAAGAAAGUCCAAUGAUGGAUCGGACGUCAAAUGAUAGUAUGAAACAAAUAAAUAAGGUAUUUCUUAAUAGAGUAGAUCAACCUCGCAAGAAAGUUCAGAUGCCAACUAACGCACAGAAGAGAAUGGACGAGGCUUUAUAUGCGAGGGAAGAAGAGAAUGUGGACAUAGUCGACAGGUCAGCAAACAAGGAGAAGAAAAGAAGUAAGUCACUUGCUGCAACUGGUGGUGAUAGCGCUAACAGAGUUGUGAAACAAAUUAACAGUCAAGGGAAAAUCAAAGAUAAACAGCAGCUACCGACUAAAGACGUAAGCCAUACAGAAGAAACAGUUCCAAUGAAAUCAAAUCAGAAACUAAGUAAAAUGAACAGAAAUACGCAUGUUGAACAUUUGCCUAGACUUAGAAAUACAAACAUGUCCUAUGCACAAUCAAAUUUUCAAAAAUCCAAGAUUGAACCAAAGAGUGUUGAUCAGUUGAAGAGGGAACAGGAUAUCUAUGAUUAUGAAAACAUGAUUAUGAACCCAAAAGCAAAUGUUGCGAAUCCAGCAGGAAGACUGCAAAAACCUAAACUCGAUCGAAACCGGCUUGGUAAUAUAAAACAGUCAAGAUUUAAAUCAAAAAGUAGUUUAGAUAUCAAUCAAGCAUCGACACAUUCUAGAGCAUCUGCUAGGAAACAUAGGCUACCUGUUACUUUACCACCUAUAGAUAGGAUUUCAAUAAGGUCAGGAUCUGUAGACUCGUGGAAAAGCGAAAGCGACUUACCCGUCUUCUCAGAGAGUGAAACUGGUUCAAUCAAACCGAUAAAAGAUUUCAAAUUAGUCAUCAAAAAGAAGAAGAAUUUAAUGCAUUUAAGAGGUGUGCUUGACGGAGAGGUUAUUGAGAAACGAGACGAAAGUGCGUAUGAUGAGGUGCUGCAUGAUCUGCACAACCAACAAAAGCAGUCUGCAAGGGAUGUUUAUCAAGAAUUUAAUAACACGGUGCAUAAUUUUCGCGAUAAAAAAUAUAACGCUAAUGAGAAGCAAAAACAUACGAAGAAAAGACACGAACCUCCUUCAGAUAUCAUAGAACAGGCACCAUUAACAUUUAUAGAAAGACCAUCUUUGGAAAGGGAAUUAUAGUAGAAGUAGAAAAAGACACCAAUAAAUU